This is a messenger RNA of Syngnathus acus (greater pipefish), 1415 nucleotides long. RefSeq names its product arginine vasopressin (gene avp). Bases 309 to 785 code for a protein of 158 amino acids. The transcript has 4 exons. Gene Ontology annotation, cellular component: extracellular region; secretory granule. The record is from RefSeq and is a predicted model, not a curated record. Gene Ontology annotation, molecular function: neurohypophyseal hormone activity. Lineage: Eukaryota; Metazoa; Chordata; Actinopteri; Syngnathiformes; Syngnathidae.
UUCAACCUUUUUAUAUUUUAUACAGCGCAUGUCGACAUUAGGGUGAGCUGGAGCCUGUCUGAGCUGACUGGAGAAAACAAGUUGGUAUGUUUGUCCUUUUGCCAGCAGCCUGAUUAUUGUCGCAUGUGGAAUACAGACAAAAACAUUUGUUGCCGUUGGGGCGGAUAAGUGAUGCGCAAACACAUUCGCCUCGACCUCUCUGGUGCGCCUGUGACGUCACGUACAAGUGUCAAUCAAGCACUUAAAAGCGAGGUAGCGGGCGGUGAAGCAUCCCGCAGCAAACGAAAGCUCAGCAUUGAUCAGCAGCAAUGGCUCGCUCCUCCGUGCUCCCCCUGUGCGUCCUGGGACUCCUCGCCUUCUCCACCGCGCUCUCCUCCGCCUGCUACAUCCAGAACUGCCCCCGGGGAGGCAAGCGUGCCUUGGCCGAGACUGCACUCCGACAGUGCAUGUCAUGCGGCCCAGGGGAAAGAGGCCGCUGCUACGGCCCCAACAUCUGCUGCAUAGACAACUUUGGCUGCCUUCUGGGCUCCCCGGAAACGACUCACUGCGUGGAGGAGAACUACCUGCUUACCCCCUGCCAAGCUGGUGGGCGACCCUGCGGACUUGAGGGGGGCCACUGCGCCGCUUCGGGAUUCUGCUGUAACUCUGAGAGCUGUGCUGUGGACUCCUCCUGCCUGGGGGAGGUUGAGUUGGAGAAUCCUGCCCAAACUUCUGCAGGGAGCUCACCUGCAGAGUUGCUCAUGCGCCUUCUCCAUGUAGCUACCAGGGGACAGACUGAGUACUAAAACGCUGUCGUCACUCUUACUCACUUAAAUGCCUUUGAGACUCCCAACCUGAAACAUACACUCACUUAAGUCGGUGUUUAUUUAAGCCAAGUGCACAUAUUUUACAUUUGAAAAACUUCAAGAAAAGAAAGAAAAAGAGAUGAAAUAUUGAAGAUCUUGCCUCAAUUUCCGCCAUCUAGUGGAAGAGCACAGAAUUGCUCUGCUUGUCACUAUAAGCCACAGGCAAAAAGAGAUAAUCAUUAUUUGGAGUAAAUAAAUCAUUUUGAGCCUAAAUAAGUGAAAGCGGAUAGGGGGUGUUUGGGGAUCAAUGACUCCAGUCACAACCACUUCUAUUUAAUGUAACGCAAAUAGUGUUAUGACGCCUUGUACUCUGCCCUUCCAUCACUCUUUGAAAUAAUAAAUAAAUUAUGUGCAUUUGAGAUUUGCUACUGUGUUCAUUAAUGUACAAAACGAUGCGCAUAUUGUAAAUUAAUUUUACUCCCAGUGCACCCCAGUCUUCUGAUCAUGCAUAGUAGCCAACCAAAAAUGCAAUUAAAUAAGAUGCCAUAGUAAGUUAAACAACAAUGCUUGACCAAGUAGGUGUAUGUGACUUUUGAGUGAAAAUGGAAUAAAACAAUAUAGAGUAUGUUA